Phialemonium atrogriseum is the source of this 2344-nucleotide messenger RNA. Its product is annotated as UPF0052 domain protein. NCBI's taxonomy places the organism in Eukaryota, Fungi, Ascomycota, Sordariomycetes, Cephalothecales, Cephalothecaceae. Bases 363 to 1892 code for a protein of 509 amino acids. The record is from RefSeq and is a predicted model, not a curated record. The transcript is spliced from 5 exons. Gene Ontology annotation, molecular function: LPPG:FO 2-phospho-L-lactate transferase activity.
CUGGCUGGCUGUAGGGGCUCCAGCAACCCGCCCCACGAUUGCAAAAUUUAAAUUAGUCCUUCGUCAUCUCGAGAGCUCGCUGCUAGCAUGGGAAGAUAGGUUAGAUGUGUCCAGACCGAGAAAAAGCCGGCUCCCCCCUGUUUCAAUGGGGAAUUUGACUGAGUUCACCCCGGAUAUGAAUACGAAUAGAACACGUUAGGGUUGCGACGUGAGCAAAAGUGUAUAUAAUGAGGAAGCCGACAAGGGGAACGGAAAUUGCAUCUCCUCGUCGUCAUCGACCCUCGAAGUAAGGCUGGGAACAAUCUUGAGUUCAACAGCACUCUACCGAAUUGCUUCCACUUCACACUCAACUUCACCGAGAUAUGGAUCGUGCUAAAGGCACCCCGGCCCCAAAGAGAACGGGCAUCACCGUAUUUUCAGGAGGCACGGGUGGGAACAGCCUCGUCGAUGUGUUCAACCGAAUCAUCGAGCGGAGAAAAUGCCAGCUCAACUACAUCAUUCCUAUCAGCGACAACGGCGGCAGCUCGUCGGAGCUGAUAAGAUUCAUCGGCGGCCCCAGCGUCGGCGACGUCCGUAGCCGCCUUGUCCGGCUGAUCCCGAACCACGAGGACGACCCGGAGAGGACGGCCCUCAAGGCGCUGUUCGAGUACCGGCUGUGCCGGGACGGCGGCGAGGCGCGGACCGAGUGGCUCGACGUGGUCGAGGGCCGGCAUCCGCUGUGGGCGGCCGUGUCGAGCCCCAAGCGGGAGCUGAUCCGGUCGGUGCUCAACACGCUCAACCUCGAGAUCGUCAAGCGGGCGAGGCCGACGUCCGUGUUCAACUUUGCCGAGGCUAGCAUCGGGAACAUGUUCUUGACCGGGGCCCGCCUCUUCUCGGGCUCUUUCGAAUCCGCAAUCUACCUCCUCUCCAUGAUCUGCGCCAUCCCGACCUCCAUCUCGGUCCUGCCGGCCAUCAACUCAAACUUCACGCACCACAUCUGCGCUGGCCUGGAGGACGGCACCCAGAUCGCGGGGCAGGUGGCCAUCUCGCACCCAGCCGAGCACUCAGCGCUGCCGGACGACGACGACGGCAGCAGCAGCAGCAGCAGCAGCAGCAGCAGCAACGGUAGCAGCAAUGAGCAGCGAGUCACGACACCGGGGGGAGAUGGCCGGACGGGACAGGUUCCCGAUGAAGACGACAACGACGACCAUGACGACGGGGAGAGCCACGACCAGCAGCACGACGGCGAGGACGCCAACCUCCCCGGAAGCCUCCCCGCGCUGGGGCGGCGACACGUCGGCUUCACCAAGGACGCGGACCGCGACGACGACCUUCCGGCGCGCGUGUCGCGCCUGUGGUACAUCAACCCGUACGGGCACGAGAUCUGGCCGGCGGCGAACCCAAAGGCCGUCGCGGCCGUCGCGGCCAGUCACACCGUCGUCUACAGCGUCGGGAGCCUGUACACGAGCAUCGUGCCGUCGGUGGUGCUGGGCGGGAUCGGGGCCGCGAUCGCGGACCCCGGGGUGAGGAAGCGCGUGCUGGUGCUGAACUCGGGCAUCGAUCGCGAGACGGGGCCGAGGGGGAGGCCGAUGGGCGGGAGGGACUUCGUCGCGGCGCUGGCGAGGGCCGGGGAGGAGAGUCGGGCUGGGAAGGGGGGCGGGAGGGGGAGGAGGGGGGGUGGUGGCGGCGAGGGGGAGAUGCGGCGGUAUGUCACGCACCUGAUCUACUUGCGGGGGAAGGGAGCGCCGGCCGUGGACGAGGAGGAGAUGAGGGGGCUGGGGAUCGAGUGUGUGAGGGUUGCGGCGGCCGGGAUGGUCGGGGGCGGGGAGGGGGGCGGGGAGGCGGGCGGGAGGGUGCUGAGGUAUGACGAGGCUGAGCUGGGGAGGGCGCUGGAGGCUAUCAUGGACUCCUGAUAUGCUCGGGUUUUGCCCUUUUGGGACGAGAGGCUCUGCACGCACACGGCUUGCCUAUUGGGGUCACACUUGUCAUGUAUGCUACUAUGUACGUAUGUAAAGCUAAUUCCUUGGGGGUUGGAUGUUGGUUGCUUCAUAAUCAAACAGCCUUGAUGCGGUUUCUGGCAUGCUCACCAACCGCCCCAUCACUGAAAUUGUACGCCCUCAUUGUUGAUUGCCAACCGCAUUGCCUUUUGGGUUGCUUCUCUGGCUGGGAAUGGUGGGACAAGCCCGCGGGGAACUGCAGACUCGCAACCGAGAAGUGCAGGACGUGUGUAACACGGCCGUUUCCACCCCAUCGAACUGAUAGCUCCAAGCAAUGCGAUGGACUGUCUCCUGUUGCGGGUAGGUCCAUUCCACCAUCGUCUUGGAAGGCUCUUAAAAUAGUUACUUUACCUCGUAAGUAAUCUCGG